UCAAGAGCAAUGCUGGUGCUAUUGUGGCUGUGUGGGCUCCAAUAAUAGUUGUAUAUUUCAUGGAUACACAGAUUUGGUACUCCGUUUUCUGUACUAUCUUUGGUGGAGUUUAUGGCAUCUUGCAUCAUCUUGGUGAGAUCCGGACAUUAGGAAUGUUGAGAAGUAGAUUUCACACCCUGCCUUCUGCAUUUAAUAAUUGCCUCAUCCCACCCUCAUCCAAAAAUAAGCAAAGGCAGAAAGGGAAAAAUUUCUUCAACAGAAGAUCCUACAAGGUGUCCGAGAGUGAAAGAAAUGGUAUUGCUAAGUUUGUCGUUGUCUGGAACCAAAUUAUCAAUAACUUUAGAUCCGAGGACUUGAUAAACAACAGGGAAUUGGACCUUAUGACAAUACCUAUGUCAUCAGAGUUGUUUUCUGGGAUGGUUCGUUGGCCUAUUUUCCUUCUUGCAAAUAAGUUCUCAACAGCACUGAGCAUUGCAAGAGAUUUUGAGGGAAAGGACGAAGUUCUUUUUAGAAAGAUUAGAAAGGAUGAAUACAUGUACAAUGCUGUAAAAGAAUGCUAUGAGUCUUUGAAGUACAUCCUUGAUAUUCUUGUUGUUGGCAAUCAAGAGAAGAGGUAUAUAUACAAU
Molecule: messenger RNA, 626 nt
Organism: Carica papaya (papaya)
Lineage: Eukaryota; Viridiplantae; Streptophyta; Magnoliopsida; Brassicales; Caricaceae
Source: RefSeq, a predicted model, not a curated record